AUGGACGACUCGGCAAAAUGCAGGCGGGGCCGCGCUGUCGAGUUUUUGACAAAAAACACCGUUUCCGUCCCAACUCUGCCGUGGUACAGGCCUGCUCUAUUCCUGUUAUUUGGACCCGCCGUUGACGACACUUAUUGUUCCCUCGAAUCAGUUGAAUCCAUUAAAAUGAGCAAUUUCCCCUUUUCUUCCUGCCUCCAUCUUCAGGGUCUUCUUCGAGUUCGACUUCAGAAACCUUGCGCUGGACCAAUGCGCCGCCAAGCUUCACCGAUGCUCCCCGUUGUCAACCGAGCACCGUCAUUACGUUCCGGGACAAACGUGGUCUCGCCUGACAACAACGACCCCUGGACGUCUCGACACGAGAUCUACUUUCCCUCUGGGCCAGCCCAGGUAGCCCGGUUGGUAGCCAUUUUAGGAGAAGCCGUCUUCUGCUGGCCUCUUCUGUCUUGGCCAGUAACUACUACUCAUCACAAAGUGUGA
Messenger RNA from Protopolystoma xenopodis, 477 nucleotides. The record is from the annotation of a GenBank genome assembly. Lineage: Eukaryota; Metazoa; Platyhelminthes; Monogenea; Polystomatidea; Polystomatidae.